Candida tropicalis MYA-3404 is the source of this 1104-nucleotide messenger RNA. RefSeq lists its product as uncharacterized. The transcript has a single exon. The record is from RefSeq and is a predicted model, not a curated record. Bases 1 to 1104 code for a protein of 367 amino acids. NCBI's taxonomy places the organism in Eukaryota, Fungi, Ascomycota, Pichiomycetes, Serinales, Debaryomycetaceae.
AUGAUUUUAAGUUAUAUAUCUUCAAUGAGUGAUCAUAAGUUGAUUAGAAUUUUAAUAAAGAAUUUCUCAGAAAGUGUUAAACAUAUUAUUCAAAAUCCUUGGAAUUUAUCGAAUUUGAAUAUUUUUAAAGGUAUUGAUUGGACAAAUUCAAGAAAUAUUAUAUCACUUUUAAUUCCUAUUCGUUGGAUAUAUGAUUUAUUCUAUCGAUUGACAUUUAAUAGAAAAUAUUUUAAUCUAACAAUGAGAAUUAGACCAAGAGCAAUUGCUAAUAGUUUAUCAAGUGAAGAAGUUGAUGAAUUGGAAGAUUUAAAUAAUCAAGUACAUGAAUUAGCUAAGAGACACAUCAAGAUAUACAGAACAUUAUCAAAGAAAAUAGAUAACGAUAAAAAAUUCAAAAUUCCAUUCCUUACAACAGUUUAUAAAAAUGUAUUAUAUUUUAUGAAGAUCAAAUCAUCAAGUUUUAGUUAUUUAAAAUUAAAGUUAUUGAUUAAUUUGAAGUACACCCUUGCAUGUCUUAAACAUGAUUAUUCCCAUACAUUUUCUCACAAGAGUAUAAUUGUUAAAAGUCUAACUACAAUGUUAUGGCCAUUUCUAAGUUCAAGAUUAAAUUCAACCAUAAUUCUUCCAUUAUUAUCUUCGUUUACUUGGUUGAAAUUUAAUGAACUUUCAUUGGAUAAGAAAAUUUUAAUUGGAAAUAUAGUUGGUUUAGUCGGUGUUAGUAUAAUUAAAGAAUUAAUAAACUUGUAUCUUGUUAAAUUAAAAGUUAAACAAAUGGCAAAUAUUCAAGCAUUAAAUUUACAAGAUGCACAAACUAUAAAAGAAGUUUCUUCAACUAUUUUAGAAUCUACUUUCACUAAUGAUUCAGCCAUUGGAAAUUCUGGUAGUACUAUUGUUGUUGAUUUAGAUAAUGACGAUAUUGCAUCUGAUGAUGAAAUAAUUAUAAAUGGUAAUGACAAUAAUGAAGAUGAUGAUGAUGAUGCGGGUGCUGUUGAGUUUGGUCAGGUUGAUAGGAAUAUUGCUAGAUUAGCCGCUCAAUUGGGUUUAAGUGCACUUGGUGAUGAUUCUUUAUUCAAUGAUGAUUUUCCAGGCAACUUUCCUGGAUAA